Neurospora tetraspora is the source of this 2083-nucleotide messenger RNA. Its product is annotated as putative hydroxymethylglutaryl-CoA synthase. NCBI's taxonomy places the organism in Eukaryota, Fungi, Ascomycota, Sordariomycetes, Sordariales, Sordariaceae. Gene Ontology annotation, molecular function: hydroxymethylglutaryl-CoA synthase activity. The record is from RefSeq and is a predicted model, not a curated record. Bases 242 to 1606 code for a protein of 454 amino acids. The transcript is spliced from 4 exons. Gene Ontology annotation, biological process: acetyl-CoA metabolic process; ergosterol biosynthetic process.
CACGCGCUAACCCCAAACUUGCCCCUCCGUAGACAGGAGCACAGGCACUUUUCUACGCCAGGACCCCCAAUCUCUCAAAGCAACCCCUCCCCUGAACGGGACACGACAAUCUUCUCCUCCUUCUUUUUUACUCCAUAUUCUUGCCCUUCUCUCCCCUUCCUCUCCUCCGUUACUUCCCCUUCCUCACUUCCCUCAAUCUUCCCUCGACGUUAAUCGCCAGACCCCAAUUGCCCACACAAAGAUGGCCACCCGUCCCCAGAACAUUGGCAUCAAGGCCAUCGAAAUCUACUUCCCCAGCCAGUAUGUGGAGCAAUCCGAGCUCGAAGAGUUCGAUGGCGUUAGCGCGGGCAAGUACACAAUCGGUCUCGGCCAGACCAAGAUGGCCUUCUGCGACGACCGUGAGGACAUCUACUCGCUCGCCCUGACUGCCGUCUCCCGCCUCCUCAAGAACUAUGAGAUCGACACCAACACGAUCGGCCGCCUCGAGGUCGGUACCGAGACCCUUCUCGACAAGUCCAAGUCCGUCAAGUCCGUCCUGAUGCAGCUUUUCGGCAAGAACACCAACAUUGAGGGUGUUGAUACCAUCAACGCCUGCUACGGUGGUACCAACGCUUUUUUCAACUCCAUCAACUGGAUCGAGUCCUCCGCCUGGGACGGCCGUGACGCCAUUGUCGUCGCUGGUGAUAUCGCCCUCUACGCCAAGGGCAAUGCCCGCCCUACCGGUGGUGCCGGCUGCGUUGCCAUGCUUGUCGGCCCUGAUGCCCCUAUUGCCGUCGAGCCUGGUCUCCGCGGCAGCUACAUGGCCCACGCCUACGAUUUCUACAAGCCCGACCUGACCAGCGAGUAUCCCUACGUCGAUGGUCACUACUCCGUCAACUGCUACACCGAGGCUCUUGACGGCGCCUACCGCGCCUACAACCAGCGCGAGAAGCUCCUCACAAAGGGUGUGAACGGCCACUCCGAGGACAGCACCAAGACCCCCUUGGACCGCUUCGACUACCUUGCCUUCCACGCCCCUACCUGCAAGCUCGUCCAGAAGUCGUAUGCUCGCCUCCUCUACCACGACUACCUCGCCAACCCCGAGAGCCCCGUCUUUGCCGAGGUUCCUCCCGAGGUUCGCGACAUGGACUACAAGAAGUCCCUGACCGACAAGGUCGUUGAGAAGACCUUCAUGGCUCUCACCAAGAAGCGCUUCCAGGAGCGCGUCAACCCCGCCAUCCAGGUCCCUACCCUCUGCGGUAACAUGUACUGCGGUAGCGUUUGGGGCGGUCUCGCCUCCCUCCUCGGCCACGUCGACAGCGCCCAGCUUGAGGGCAAGAGGAUAGGCCUCUUCAGCUACGGCUCCGGUCUCGCUGCCUCUUUCUGCUCUUUCCGCGUCACUGGCAGCACCGAGAAGCUCGCCAAGACCCUCAACCUCCCCGCCAGACUCGCUGCCCGCCGGGCCGUUCCCCCCGAGUCUUACGAUGCUAUGUGCGACCUCCGCAAGCAGGCCCAUCUCCAGAAGAACUUUACCCCCAAGGGUGAGGUCUCUACUCUCGAGCCCGGCACUUACUACCUCGAGAACGUCGAUGACAUGUUCAAGAGGACAUACUCCAUCAAGGCUUAAACGUCUUGAUAAUGGAAAAAGGAAGGGAGGAAUUCGCAUUAUACCACUAUACAUUAAUUAGGCUGGCUUGGGUCAGGCAUAGAGAGUUGGAGACCGCGAUGAUUUCACGUACACUUUGUCAUGACUUUAUGGAGUAAGUGAAACCAGGGGGUCCGGUUGUCUAUCUACUUAGAACUGGGAAGGUUCAAGCAAAGGGGUUGCUGGUUUGAUAUCCAAACGCGCUCUAGAAAGUGGGAGACUUGGGAAGGGAAGGGAAAUAAAGGGAAAGACAGGAAGAAGAAAACAAGCAAAAGCUGAAAAGGCAAGAAAGCUUUGCGAUUCUUCUUACACAUAUUACACAUAUACCUUAUACUAAUACUCAUCGGCGAUCAUGGCCGGUUGAUGGCUCAUCAGGACCGGGGAUUUUAUGUAAAUAUACAUGUUACAUGAUCAAAUCCGAAGAUGAUCAGGACUUGAACAAGACACUUGUACGCAUUU